CAUUAGUUUCAUUCACAGCUCCUCUCUAUUAUUCAUUCACAGAGAAAAAUGAAAACCACCCAAAAUUUCUUCUAGCUCCUCUCUCAGAACUCAUCCAUUGAUGACGAAUUAAGCCCUUAAAUAAGAAACCUUCACUAAGAUUAAACUUUUACAUAUCUCCUCACGGUAACUGGUUGGAGGAGGGGGCUCAAUUCCUCAGAAAUCCCGUACUGCCUUGGGGACAUAUGAGCUUCUGGGGAGCUACUGUCAUUACAAGCUUGGUUAGUGCAAUACCUCUUAAUCGAGCAGCAGUUAGGUUUAAUUUUUAAAAUCACCAGGUGGAUCUGACAGCUUAAAUUGAAGUUCAGAAAUUUCAAGAGUAGAUAACUAUGCCGAGACAUCCUCUUACUAGUAGCAGUCGAUCUCGGCCUGCAAGAACCAGGUCUGCAAGUACUACUCCAAGUGCAUCUCCUUAGACGGCGGCUUUGCUCAAUUCACAAGGGUCCCCAUCAACUGAUAGUGGUCACAUUGCUGCAAGUACUACUCCAAGUGAAGAUCAUUGGCCGGGGGCUUUGCUCAAUUCACAAGGGUCCCCAUCAACUGAUAGUGGUCACAUUGCUGCAAGUACAAGCGAAUGGAGUCGUCAUCGUGUGUCUUUGUCAGAUGGUGAUCAUUCUCCGAGACAUGGUAAUGAGAAUCAGGCUGAAGGAGAUUGAUGGCAUGAGGCUGUGCAUCGACCAAAUAAUGAAGCUGCAAAUAAUGAAGCUGCAAAUACGGAGGAAAGCGGGAUUAAUGAUGGUCACCUAUUGGAGAUAAAGUUCAAUUCUAUGGGAAAACCAAUUGAAGAUGGUUCUAAGAAAUAUGCUACCAGGGUUGGAACAAUAGCCAGGAGUAUUGUCCCACCAUAUCACAAACAUUUGAGAGAUGUUCCUUUGGUUCUUUAAGGAAGAAAUCUGGAGAGCCAUCAAGAAUGAAUAUAGGGUACCUGAAAUCAUCAAAUCCAAGGCUCUAAGGAUGGCAAACAAAUCAUGGAAGAACAAAAAGACUACCCUAAGGAAGUGGUGUGAUCAAUUUAUUACCGUUGCUGAGAGAAAGAAUAACAGACCAAAUGGUGUGAAGAGAGAGGAUUGGGAUAAAUCUGUGAACUUGCAUGAUUCGGAAGCUGAUAAGAUACUAAGGGAGAUAGGGAAGGAAUCAAGGAAACUUCUGAAAGCUUUACAUACUACUGGAAGGGAUGGUAUUUCACGCCGUCGACAUGUUAUGGAACAACAAUCUCCAAAUGGUAGUGUAAGUCGAUCUGUUGUGUACUUGGCUACACAUGUUUACAAAGAAAUACCUCAAGAAGCACUUGAAUUAAUGGACCCCAACUGUUAUGAAGUAAAAUGCAGAGAAUAUGUUGCACAAGUAAGAGAGCUUAAUGAAACUGAGCAGUAUAGAGAUGAAACCCAUUUGGACAGAGAUGCAGUUGCCAAGGUGUUUGGAGUUGAUGAUAGAGGUUGUGUUCGAGGAAUGGGAGGUGGGAUAUCCAAGACUGAACUAAUUGCUUCUGAAGUUCCUAGGGAGCAGUUAAGACAGCAAGUGUUGAAGACUAGAGUUGUAGAAGAUCGGGUCCGUAAUCUCAAAGAAACUGUUGAGACACUAAUGGUCGGUCUAAGUUGCAAUUCUAACCCCAGUAAUUUUAAUGCUCAGGGUAUGAAUGGUGGUGGUUGUCAACCAGCUGGAUCUCAGCGGGUAAUUCUGAAGAACAUGAGAAAGAGAACUGUUGCAGUAGGCUAUAUAUUUACCAAUAGGCCUCCAAUAGAUGAUGAAUUUCAUUUGGUCCUCAUUGAUGAAAUAUGUUUACCUUCUGAGAGUCUCUGUGAAGGUGAUGGAACAUUUAGAGAUGUUUCCGCAGGUGGUGCUGCCUUUUAAUGAAUUUGGAGUUCUGGUUCUAUGUGGAGGUUUGAGACUUUUUUUUGGGUAUAUAUAUACAUGGUUGGUAUACAUGUAAGUUUUUCGGAUAUAUUACGUACUCGGAAAUAUAUGUAACUAGUUAUGGGAAUAUCUUUUUUGAGAUGCAAGUAUUUUGGGUUAGACUUGCAAGUUUGUAUGGUUUUGAGUCUCAUCUUCUUCUUUUUUGUGAUGAAGAAGAGAUUCAAAACAUGUAAAGAAGUGUCUUGCAAUGGAUAUGUAGAUUCAGCAAGUUUCAGAGCCCUGCUUUUAUCUAAUGAAUAUAUUAGUAUCAAUGUUGUUCAGUUUUUAACAUUUUUUGAA
Messenger RNA from Papaver somniferum (opium poppy), 2232 nucleotides. RefSeq lists its product as uncharacterized. The transcript is spliced from 7 exons. The record is from RefSeq and is a predicted model, not a curated record. Lineage: Eukaryota; Viridiplantae; Streptophyta; Magnoliopsida; Ranunculales; Papaveraceae. The coding region runs from base 904 to 1890 and encodes 328 amino acids.